AUGCUGAUCUCCAACCAUUCUGGUGCUACGACCUUCACAUUAUUGGGCAUCCCUGGCCUAGAGGCCCAGCAUUUAUGGCUCUCCAUCCCCUUCUCAACCAUGUUUGUUGCCAUCCUCAUGGGGAAUUGUAGCAUUCUUUUUCUGAUUGUAACAGAGCCCUCCCUUCAAACACCCAUGUACUUCCUCUUGGCCCUGCUGAUGGUCUCUGACUUGGCAUCUACCUUGGCUGUGCUUCCCAGGCUCCUCUGGCUCUUCUGGUUUGAUGCCCAUGAGAUAAGCACCAAAGGAUGUCUUGUUCAGAUGUUCUUCAUCCAUUGUGUAUCUGUAGUGCGUUCAGCACUCCUUGUGGCAAUGGCCUUUGAUCGCUAUGUGGCAGUUUGUGAGCCACUCCGUUAUAAUACCAUCCUGAAUUACACUGUGGCAGGGCAGUUGGCACUGGCAUCCCUUGCCAAAGGAGUGAUCCUCAUCUUGCCUAUGCUAUUACUGCUCCAGAGACUGACCUUCUGCAGGACUAUCAUUGCUCAUACUUACUGUGACCACAUGGCUGUUGUGAAGAUGGCUUGUGCUCAUACCAAGGUCAACCGUCUCUAUGGAGUUUUUGUAUUCAUCAUGGUGUUAGGGCUGGACCUUGUACUUAUUGGAAUAUCCUAUGCCCUGAUCCUACAUGCUGUGUUGCGUCUCUCAUCACGAGAUGCCACUCUAAAGACGCUGAAUACCUGUUCAGCUCAUUUCUUUGUAAUUCUCAUCAGUUAUGUGCCUGCACUUUUCUCCUUCCUCACCCAUCGCUUGGGCCAUCUCAUCCCUCCUCAUGCACACAUCCUACUUGCUAAUCUAUACCUACUCACACCCUCUUUGUUUAAUCCUAUUAUCUAUGGAAUUAAGAUGAAGGAGAUAAGGUACAAAAUGGCAAAGUGUCUCUGUAGGAGGGAUACUCUGGCCAUUAAUCCAGGACACAAAGAGGGGAGUGAAUAA
This is a messenger RNA of Dromiciops gliroides (monito del monte), 972 nucleotides long. RefSeq names its product putative olfactory receptor 52P1. Gene Ontology annotation, cellular component: membrane. The transcript has a single exon. The record is from RefSeq and is a predicted model, not a curated record. The coding region runs from base 1 to 972 and encodes 323 amino acids. Gene Ontology annotation, molecular function: G protein-coupled receptor activity; olfactory receptor activity. Gene Ontology annotation, biological process: G protein-coupled receptor signaling pathway. Lineage: Eukaryota; Metazoa; Chordata; Mammalia; Microbiotheria; Microbiotheriidae.